This is a messenger RNA of Musa acuminata subsp. malaccensis (wild Malaysian banana), 1493 nucleotides long. Its product is annotated as metal tolerance protein 7. Gene Ontology annotation, molecular function: monoatomic cation transmembrane transporter activity. Gene Ontology annotation, biological process: monoatomic cation transport; transmembrane transport. Gene Ontology annotation, cellular component: membrane. Lineage: Eukaryota; Viridiplantae; Streptophyta; Magnoliopsida; Zingiberales; Musaceae. The record is from RefSeq and is a predicted model, not a curated record.
AACCGUUCAUGGCAACCUGCACCGUCAUUGGAUCGUAACCACUCCACCCGCUCCUGCCUGCCUUUCCCAAGCAACAUUGCUCAUCUCAUUGGCUUCGUCAUCCAUCGGACGGUCUUCUGUCGUCAUGGCGCUGGAGCGGCAGAGCGAUCCGCCGGAUUACCGAAUCGAGCUCCUGUCCCCCAUGAGGCAGGAGGGCGACUCGGCGGCCACGACCAGUUGGAGGCUGAACGUGAGCGACUUCACUCUACCGGAGGCCCCCAAGGACCCGCCGCUCGUCUCCAGCGUGUUCCGGAGAUACCAUGGCAAUCAAAGGAAAAUUGCAAAGUACUAUAGGAAACAAGGGAAGCUUCUUCAGGGAUUCAGUGAGAUGGAAAGCAUCACCGAGUUAGAAGCACCCACACAGGACGAGCUAAACGACUUGGCAAGAAGCGAAAGGCUCGCGAUCAACGUUUCAAAUAUAGUGAACUUGAUCCUCUUCGCUUCGAAAGUAUUAGCAUGCGUCGAAAGCAAAUCCAUGGCGGUGAUCGCUUCGGCUCUGGAUUCCCUGCUGGAUCUUAUGUCGGGACUGAUUCUGUGGUUCACUUCGUAUGCCAUGAAAAAGCCUAAUCAGUAUAGCUACCCAAUCGGCAAGAAUCGAAUGCAACCUGUGGGCAUCAUUGUUUUUGCUUCUGUGAUGGGCACUCUUGGUCUGCAAGUGCUGUUGGAGUCUGGCAGACAACUUAUCACCAAGGAGCACCCUACUUUCGAUCACGAAAAGGAGUUGUGGAUGGUCGGCAGCAUGUCGUCGGUCACGGUGGUCAAAUUCUUCCUCAUGCUCUACUGUCGUAGCUUCAAGAACGAAAUCGUGCGAGCUUAUGCACAGGAUCAUUUUUUUGAUGUCAUCACCAACUCCAUCGGCUUGGUCACAUCUUUGCUUGCGGUGAGAUACUACUGGUGGAUGGACCCGGUGGGUGCCAUACUGAUAGCGGUGUAUACCAUCAGCACCUGGGCGAAGACUGUACUGGAGAACGUGUGGCUGUUGAUCGGAAGAACGGCACCGCCUGAGUUCUUGGCCAAGUUGACCUACCUCAUCUGGAAUCACCAUCAACAGAUCAAGCAUAUCGACACGGUGAGAGCGUACACGUUCGGAUCGUAUUACUUUGCCGAAGUGGACAUAGUUUUGCCUGCAGACAUGCCGCUGAGCCAGGCGCAUGACAUCGGCGAGUCACUGCAAGAAAAGCUGGAGCAGAUUCCGGAGAUCGAGCGUGCUUUCGUGCACGUAGAUUUCGAGUUCACUCACAGGCCUGAACACAAGGCCAAGGUGUGAACUGAUCAGACCUUUUAUCUUCUGAUGCUUUCUCUUUAGUUCAUUAUCAUGAUGAUACGCCUUUAUUCAAUAAGCCCACGGGGAAGGGAACGCAUCUUCUUCGUCCGUGGGGAAAUCCAAAUCUUUAGGGUCAAGAUCGUGUAAGAUAUAAAUCCAAACAUUAAUAAUAGAUGAGAGUUCUUUGUUU